GUAGGAGCAACAAAACUUCCUCGUCCGCAAACACUGGUUGCGCCUAUUCCCACCUCCCCUGUUCUCCAUAACAUCUUUAGACUACAAUACUCUUAACCUUUGGCUGACAGUACCCUAACAAGUACAAGUACUCGAGUAUCGGUACAUUUAGGAAGGAAAUUUCUUCCUACAAACAUCCUAAAUUAUACUAAUCUUACUGUCCUACCCUUAGACUAAUUUACUAUGGCUGCUGUUGCAAAUACCUCCUCCGUGCCGAGCGCUCAACGAUAUGCGUUACUCAGAGCGUCUGCAGGUUAUGGUCACCCGGUCUCCGGACCUCCCACCGGUGCGGGCGGAGGAGCGGCAGGGUCGGGACCAAGUAGCUUCGAAGUACCUGUCCCGUCAACCGAUGAUUACGGACCUGUCUCUGAGCCUACCUCGUCCAAUGCCACCCCUCCUCUUCCUACCACAGCUCCAGCAGGGUCCGCACCUGGGUCAGUCCCCCCGAAUAAGAAGGCACCAAACACCGGGCCAAAGUCGAAGAAGCCGUUGGAUCCAAUGGAGGUCAACAAUCUGUUGACUGCGAAAAUAUCACAGUUAGAGACCGAUGCAUCAUUGGAAGAAGAGGAGGAAAAGGCAAUCUCCCGCGCUGUUCGUAGGGCAAAUAAAGAACUCGCAGAGCUUGUAUCUUCUCGGGAAGAUCAUCUAGCCAAGGUGGACGCCAUCCAAAACAAGUACAGCGAGCUUCUUUAUGAGAUGAAACGUUUGGAACGGGAUUACGCCAAAUCACGCAAACGUGCCGAUCAAUUGCAAAAAGAAAAGGAUCACUCGAGGUCUGAGAUGCAAAAAGCGGUCUCUAUGAAACACAAGCUCGAAACACUAUGUCGGGAACUUCAAAAAGAGAACAAACGCAUCAAGGAUGAGAGUAAGAAACUUGCUCAAAAUGAACAGCAGAAACGUGAAGAACUUUCCAACAAGUUCGAGAAUACGAUUACGGAGAUCAAAAACCGCAUGGAGGAAGAAAACGACGGUGGGAGUCGUAAAGUUAAUGCAGGAGUUGACGAAUUAUUUAAAGCAAAAUUUAAGAGCUUUGUCGAUCAAUAUGAGAUGCGUGAACUCCACUGCUAUUCUCUUAUUCGCACCAAGGAGCUCGAAGUCCAAUGGAAUCUCGCCCGUUAUGAACAGCAGCGUAAGCAGGCUGAACAGGAAGCACACCGUGCUAAGGCUCUACACGCUCAAGUCUCAACCUUUUCCCAAACAGAGGCUGAAUUGAGAUCGCAGUUAAAUAUCUAUGUUGAGAAAUUCAAACAGGUCGAAGAUACCUUGAAUAACUCCAAUGACCUAUUCCUCACUUUCCGCAAAGAAAUGGAAGAAAUGUCCAAAAAGACUAAGCGCCUUGAAAAGGAAAACCUCACUCUCUCUCGCAAGAGUGACACAACGAACCGAAACCUCCUGAAAAUGGCCGAGGAGCGUACAAAACACCAGAAGGAACUCGAAAUACUCAGGAAAAAGAACUCCAAACUCGAGAACCUCUGUCGAGCACUCCAAGCCGAGCGCACUACUCUUGACACUAAACUUCGCGAUCAGGAAGGGGGUGGAAGAGGAGGCAGUGUUGGUGGCGCAGGGGAAGGAGGGGAACUGCUAGAAGAGGAGGAAGAAGAGGAAGACGACUCUGAAGUCGAUUCUGAAUACGAGGAAUCGGACAGAUAUGACGAUGAUGCCUCGGAGGAUGGAUCCGAAGGGGAAGAAGGCGAGGAUGAUACUGAAGAUGAGAAUCCCCAAGCAGCGGAGACGGCGGUCUCCCCAAAAGUCUCUGGGGGGAACCAAAAGCAGCAGCAACACACUCAGAAAAAUGGUGUUGAAAAGGCCUACCCAGUCGCUAAUGGCGUGAGCUUCGGGAGGCCUGCCCAUACCACCGACCUCAUCUCAUUACAAUUGCCCCCUCCUUCCACUUCCGAACGUACUGAAAAAGCGACAUGUGCUGGAGUCGAGAGAUAG
Tuber melanosporum (Perigord truffle) is the source of this 1977-nucleotide messenger RNA. RefSeq lists its product as uncharacterized. Gene Ontology annotation, molecular function: syntaxin binding. The record is from RefSeq and is a predicted model, not a curated record. The coding region runs from base 223 to 1977 and encodes 584 amino acids. The transcript is spliced from 8 exons. Lineage: Eukaryota; Fungi; Ascomycota; Pezizomycetes; Pezizales; Tuberaceae.